Molecule: messenger RNA, 980 nt
Organism: Patiria miniata (bat star)
Lineage: Eukaryota; Metazoa; Echinodermata; Asteroidea; Valvatida; Asterinidae
Product: protein rolling stone-like
Exons: 3
Coding region: 1-864 (287 amino acids)
Cellular component (GO): membrane
Source: RefSeq, a predicted model, not a curated record
AUGGAAGCGCUCCGCAGUGAAUUUCGUUGGCAGAAGUUUGGCUUCGGUGGAGUCUCGGUAAAGGCGUUCGUCUCGCCGCAAUUUCUCUGGUCACAGCAUCAGAGUCUGUUCAUCGCCUUCCGAGUCUUGGUAGCCGUCUAUCAACUAGCCUGGAACAUCACUGUGCCCAUAAUCUGGGGUCAUCCUAGCUUCUAUCGCCGAGCCGUGGACAAUCAAGCCAAAUGGCUGAUCUACCUCUCCAACUGGAGCUUUUGCGUCCUGACUUUGUACUUGGUGACUGCUGCUGUUUCCUUAGUAGCCCACCGGAGACAGACGCAAAGGCAAGUUGCUGACGUCAACGAACUGGUGAUCGGACCCUUGGAAAAUGGCGCAAUCCUGAACAAUCAACCACAACUUGAAGAGAACACCCCAUUGCCAUGGUACUUCAAGCUAACAUGGCUGCUUCAGAACAUAGCUUACAGCGCAUGCGCUUUUGUGACCGCUGGUUAUUGGCUGGUCGAGUUCCAACCGGGGUUCACCAUCGUGCAAAUCUUCACCAUACACGUUCACGGAAUAAGUCUGAUCAUCGCGCUUGCGGACUUGAUAGUAGCGGCUCCCCCUAUCAGACUUCUGCACUUUGUGUACCCAUAUUCGUACUUUCUCCUGUAUCAGUUGUUCGCGCUGAUUUACUACAAAUCCGGGGGGACCAACCCCUAUGGUGGAACGCAUAUUUACAAAAGUUUCAUCGACUGGGAAAAUGCCCCGACUACGUCGCUGAUCAUUCUUCUUCUGGGUACAGUGGCGGCUGCGCCCUGCCUCCAUGGUUUGCUCUUCGCCUUGGACAAACUUCGAAACAAGGUGGCAGAAAAAUGUUGCGCCACCUGAGGAAGGAUUUUCUUAUUUUACAGUACCUCCACAAAAUUAGAAUUUCUACACAAUGGACUGUUCCUGGUUUAGUUUGACCAUAAGCCUCACCCACCUUUAGACUUGUAAUCAAGUCG